Messenger RNA from Kluyveromyces marxianus DMKU3-1042, 750 nucleotides. RefSeq names its product Signal recognition particle receptor subunit beta (gene SRP102). The transcript has a single exon. The coding region runs from base 1 to 750 and encodes 249 amino acids. NCBI's taxonomy places the organism in Eukaryota, Fungi, Ascomycota, Saccharomycetes, Saccharomycetales, Saccharomycetaceae. The record is from RefSeq and is a predicted model, not a curated record.
AUGGUGACUGCAGCCUUUUUAUUAAUUGUCCAGAAAACUAGCGCAAAUGUGAUUCCUGGUGCAACUAAAUACACUAAUAGGGAGCCUACAUUUAUUAUUGCUGGGUUGCCAAACACGGGUAAGACGUCUCUGUUCAAUUUAUUGACGACAGAUUCGAAUCACGCAACAGUCAUGUCUCAAGAGCCUAAUAUUGCAGAAGACUACAUGCUACCCUCGAGCCACAAGAACUUUAAGUUCAAGUUAAUUGACUACCCUGGGCAUGCGAAGUUCCGUUCCGAUCUAUUGCAGACUAUCAGAGAGUCUACGCAGUUAAGGGGUUUGAUAUAUGUGAUCGAUGCCACGGUGGAUCCAAAGGAAUUGACUAGUACGGCUGAAUUGUUAUACGAGAUCUUGUGCGUGACAGAAACGAGACCAGGAGGUGUGGACAUUUUGCUAGCAUGCAAUAAAGCAGAAUCCUUCGUUGCGAGACCUCCAUUAAAGAUUAAGGAUGCUUUGGAGACAGAAAUCACGGAGAUUAUCAAGAGAAGGGUUAAGAGUUUGAAGGUUAACUCUAAAAAGGCCACCCGCGGUUCUUCUGAUGACGACGAGGAUGACGAGGAUGCUGGCCACGACCUUAUGGCGCUUCAUCAAAGCUCCAGCGGUUUCGAGUUCGAUAGAAUUGAUGGUAACGUCGAUGCAGUAGGAGGAAGCGUAUUGAAAAAAGACAUUGACAAGUGGGAGUGUUGGAUUGAUGAACGUGCCAUGAACUAA